Messenger RNA from Laetiporus sulphureus 93-53, 729 nucleotides. RefSeq lists its product as uncharacterized. The record is from RefSeq and is a predicted model, not a curated record. Lineage: Eukaryota; Fungi; Basidiomycota; Agaricomycetes; Polyporales; Laetiporaceae. The transcript is spliced from 8 exons. Bases 1 to 729 code for a protein of 242 amino acids.
AUGACGCAACUCUUCAAAGAGAUGCGCCUCUACGGCUUCAUCGCGAUCCUGCUGCUUUCGGCGACAGUGCUUGGCAUCGCAGCAUACCUCGGAAGCAUUUUUCUGCCAAACAUACAACAUGACUUUGGGAUCUUUUCCCUUAUUGUGCCAUCACUGACAAUACUUGUAUUCCUAAUAACGGUAUCAUGGUCUUCACCACGCACCGAAGCCAUUGCCUUCUUCAUACUCGGUGCAUCAUGGCUAGCCAUGGGGGCAUGGUCGACCGACACCAUAGGCUGGAUCCAAUGCGACGCGCUUGGUGGCGUCACAAGACCAACCAAGAAUGGGGGAACCAUCUCUGCUAGCUCAUGGUGCUACGAGAUGAAGGUCAUUGAAGCAUUCUCUUGGAUGAUCUUCUGCCUCUUCGCCAUAUACCUAUGGGUUUUGAUAGCACUGACAAGCCGCGCUCGCGUUUUGGGCCACCCAUAUGCGUGGGCGGAACCCAUCUUCGAGCUGCCUUGGUUUGGCGAAUUCCCUGGCUGGCCAUACUCCGGUGGGGCCUUUGCUCCCGGACAGCAAACGGGCUUCUCCACAGGCGCAUAUAUGCCGGUGCCUUACAUGACUCCGAUGAUCAAUGGGGGCUAUGUUGUACAGCAAGCCCCAGGGCAUUCAGUGAUCGUUCAGCCUGGAGCACCGGGUGGUCCACCAGCAGUAACACAGGUUCCUGGCGCGGUGAGCACCACUCCCUAA